AUGCGUGCCCGUGAGUCAUUUUUAUCGGAGGGUGAUGCGGACACCCGUUGCUUACGCUUCGACUUUCCACCUUCAUCAUUUCCCACAUCAUCCCUUCCCUCCGGCGUGCCCUCCCGUCAUGAUUCCCUCGUUCCUCCUCCCUCCGCCCCACUCUUUCCCGCCCGUGCCCCACCCUCCCCUCCUCUUUUCGUCCCGUCGCCCUUCCUCUGUCCCCUUCUCCCUCUCCCUUCUCCGCCCUUCCUCGUCUUCUCCUUGCGUCCUCAUUCUCCUCGACUUCUCAUUCCCCUCGCUUCCCCAUUCUCCCCGCCUCCGUUUUCUCAUCCUCGCUUCCUUAUUCCCUGUCUUGCUCCCUUAUUCUCCUCAACCCCCUCCCCAGCGUCCUCUCCUCUCUUGCACAGCAUAUCCUUCAUUCAUUACUGCCUCGUCCUCUCAUCCUCUCUCGGCGCUCCCCUCCCUCCUAUCGCGGGCUCCGCCGCACCCCCGUUACCAAACCCUUUAACAAGUUGGCCCAACGGUACCAACUCGCGCGAGUUCAAGAGCUCGCCGCUGAUGACUUCCUUUUUAUCCUUCCGCUCAUCUCCUCCUUUCGAUCCCCGGCGGUCUUUCUUCCCCCUCUCGCCCUCUUUCCCCCCCUUCCCACAUCCCCCUUCCCCUCAACAGGAGAGCUGGCGGAGGCCCAAGGGUAUUGACUCGCGCGUUCGGCGCAAGUUCAAGGGCACGCCGCUGAUGCCCAACAUCGGUUACGGCAGCAACAAGAAGACCCGGCACAUGCUGCGCAGCGGGUUCCAGGUGUUCCGCGUGCACAACGAGAGGGACGUGGAGCUCCUGCUCAUGCACAACAGGAAGUACGUGGCUCAGAUCGCGUCUGCCGUCUCAACGCGCAAGCGCAAGGCUAUCGUGGAGAGGGCGCAGCAGCUGGAUGUUAAGGUGAUCAACGGCAACGCUCGCCUGCGCAGCACUGAGGACGAAUAG
This is a messenger RNA of Closterium sp. NIES-65, 972 nucleotides long. The record is from the annotation of a GenBank genome assembly. NCBI's taxonomy places the organism in Eukaryota, Viridiplantae, Streptophyta, Zygnematophyceae, Desmidiales, Closteriaceae.